GGCUAGACUUGUUGCAAUUUCCCACCCGUCUCCUCCAAAAGAAAGUGAAAGCCAUGAGCUGGAUGGAUAAAUAGGCAGCGCAGAGUACCAGCAGCAGAGUGCAAGGAAGCUGUGCAUAGCUCACCUCUCCUGCCCGGAGCAUCAUUGUCUCCAGCCCAUCCUCUGCCAGAAUUAGCAGCAAAAUGCAGCGACUGCAUCUUCUCUGCCUCAGUCUCCUGGUGCUGGGAUGUAUCCUGGAUGUGCAUGGUGGAAACAACGCCCUUGACUGCUGCUUGCGGACAAGAGACAAACCCAUCCCACUGCGGAUCGUGCGAGAUUACCGGCUCCAGCUAGUGCAGGAUGGCUGCGACAUCCCAGCUGCUGUGUUCAUCACUACAAGAGACAAGAAACUCUGUGCCCCGCUCCAAGCUCCAUGGGUGAUUCGCCUUCAAGAGAAGCUGGAUUCCAGUUUUUCUAGGAAGGCCAAACCACAAGGCAAGUAAGCUCUGAAGAAGCCUGUGGCUGGCCUCAGCAAUUGGAGUGAGGCUGUCUCCCAGCUGUGAAUCUGAAUGGAUCUGACCUGCUACCUGCUGCAGCUGCAGGACCAACCCUCCUUGGAACUCAUGCCAGUGUGUGGGGCCGGGCAAGCCCUGCCUGUCCUCUCUUCUUCCUUUUGUCUCCGCUGUGACGCAGCGAUCUGCACCAGGCUGAGCUGGAGGCUGCUAGACCAGAGCCUCUGCUACCUUCACAGCCUGGAAGCUGAUUGUUGGACUCUUCUGUGAGACAAGUUUUGGGGAUCUCAGCCUUCCCUUGCAGCUGCUGUGACCUCCUGCAUCAGUCUGAUCCUUUUGGCUUCCAUGAUCAACGCCAAGACUUCUAUAGUCCUUCUGCAUCCCUGGGUACUACUGCCAGGAUUGAACAGUGUGGGGAUGGAGGGAGGGAUGGAGGUGUUCCUCGCCAGCCAUGCACUGUGCUGCUCCCUCACUGAGUGCAACCUGGAUGGCCAAAAGCAGAGUGUGGCUGAUACGGUUCCUCUCUCACACCCUGACUUCCCUACACAGUUUCCCCUCUUGCCCUUCCUGGCAUAAUUAGAAAUAGACCCAGUAAUGUGGCAGUGGCAGAGCAGUCAGCAAUGUGGCCCUCAACCUUUGCACUCCUCAGGGACACUGCCCUACUUCUUGGUUCCCCAGCCUGCCACCAUGUUCAAUCCCUUGGCAGGAAUGUCCAAGCAGAUUUUGUGCCUCUCUCAGGUGUUUGCUGCUAAAUGUGUUUGAAGCAACAAUGAUGGGUAUAAAUUGCUUCUUUUCUAUCUUUUGU
Messenger RNA from Cuculus canorus (common cuckoo), 1296 nucleotides. It is a transcript of the gene CCL19, whose product is annotated as C-C motif chemokine ligand 19. The transcript has 4 exons. Gene Ontology annotation, biological process: chemokine-mediated signaling pathway; positive regulation of GTPase activity; cellular response to type II interferon. Gene Ontology annotation, cellular component: extracellular region. Gene Ontology annotation, molecular function: CCR chemokine receptor binding; chemokine activity. NCBI's taxonomy places the organism in Eukaryota, Metazoa, Chordata, Aves, Cuculiformes, Cuculidae. The record is from RefSeq and is a predicted model, not a curated record. Bases 183 to 482 code for a protein of 99 amino acids.